Symbiodinium sp. CCMP2592 is the source of this 585-nucleotide messenger RNA. The record is from the annotation of a GenBank genome assembly. Lineage: Eukaryota; Dinophyceae; Suessiales; Symbiodiniaceae.
AUGGAAGGUGCUCGAGGGCAAGAGGAGGAGGGCGAAAAUCACCAACAAGACGAACAUGCAGGACAGGUUCGUGUGACAUUCCGCGGUGACGAGAAGGACUUCCUGCAUGUUAGCCGCGAAGUCCUCCAGUUGGCUUCGCCAACGUUCAAAGCUCAGCUAAAUGAAGUGUGGUCAGCAGGAAGCAAUAUUAUCAAUAUCGACCGGGAUCGCACGGAAUUCGAAGAGAUGUAUAGGUGGAUCAACCCAGCGACCGCCGCAGAUCAAGACAUGGAUGAUGACAAACUCUUGUUCCUGACGGACUGGUCCGACUAUUACCUUAUGACAGCGUUGGGGAAUAGAUGUGCCAAGUUCAUCAAUGCGCAUCCCGCCCCGAACAUGAAAGUCAUGGUAUCGGCGUACAAGAUGUGGAAGAGCAAGUCUGCCAACAUAGAGGUCACAGAGGAACGCCUGGACUGGUGCAUUGAAUACAUCAUCAGGAACAACCGGAGAGGCCUCCGUCAGCUUCAUUGGCCUUAUUGUUACGAACAUAAUGAACUCAUGCAGAAAGUCAUGCAGGCAUGUUUCAAGAGACUGGAUGGCAUGUGA